AUGCACAUAUGCACAAAUGCAGUUAUACAACACAUAAUUUGUGUUUAGACAUAUGUUAGAGACUUAAAGUUUCAGUAGUUGGGAGAUGGCUGUAUAGAUAGAUAGAUAGAUAGAAUAAAGGCUAGAUUUUGUAGAAGAACUAAAUAAACUAAAUAAAGAAGCAAGUGUAGCAAUGAAAUAUAUAAAUAUGAAUAAUAAAAAAAAUAAUAGAGAUAGACCUGUAGCUAUGUUCUGAAUAUAUACUCAGGGUAAAAAAAAAAAAGUUCACAAUCACUGCUGAUAAAAUGAAACCCAUCUUUACCUAAAGCUUGGCGGUUAGCCAUCAGCCAGACUAUGAUAUCAGCACAACACAGCGUGGGAAAACCACUUGUUGACUAACAACGAGCUAUUCUGCCAGUGUCACUAGUGGCACUAGUGUCAGAGGUUUACGAGGAACACUUGAAUGCAUCAUUUUACCACUGGGCUGCGUGAGCUCCGCUGGAGGGGCAGAACUUCAACAGCACGCAAGCAUAUCUUCGAUGCCACAGUCCACCGCACUCGUGCAGUUGUGGAUGCUUCACUUGAAGCAAAGAGGAAUAAAGACAACAUGUCUAUCUGUUAGACAUGCAUCUGAGUGCAGAUCUUAAUCUGUACAAACUGACAGCGCUUUAUAUGUUGGAGGGGGCCGAAAAGUUUUCUUCUAUGUCUAAUUAAGGGAGUUUUUGUUCUAAAGCAAAAUCAUGUUCACAACCUACAUAAAGAGUCUGAAUGAUAUGGUAUUUUCUACGUCUGAGAGCCCCGAAGAGCAGCCAAGCACUGGGGUCUUGGGCCGUAUUGGGAGCUGGUUCUCUCCAUGGAAAGGAAACGGUCCAAAGAGUCCUAUUGAAAAUGCCUCCCCAACUAGUGAUCAGGCUGUUAAGUCAGAGGGAUACAAGGAGAGUGGGGAGUUCGUGAGACCCAAGCCAGGAGAACAACAGUGGCAGGAGGAGAAGGAGCACAGCUCUAAUCCCAAUCCACUGGGUUUCUCCAGAGACAGUUUCUUCUGUGAGGAGAAGGACGCCACGCAGUCUGCCCACAGCCACGGCUCCGUUGGGAACAGCACUGAGACAGGAGAAGGAGGUCCAAAAGAGGAGGAGUUUGUAGAGAGCAGGAAGGAGGGAACAGGGCAGGGCAAAGAGAGGGAGGAGAGCAGCAACGGUCCUUCAGCGAGCGGGAUUCCUGACAAGAAUGCCAGUCAUCUGACACAUCUCCCUUCCUCCACUAAACAGGGUGUGGUAUGGGACUCUGACCGGGCACACGCCCAGCCUCAGGCCAGGAGACAAGCACAGGCCCAGGCAGGCAAGAGGCUCCAUGUGUACCUGGAGGAGACCAGCGUGAUUCAACGCGGCCGAGACGCUUGUGCUUCACAGGAAGUCGUCCGCACCAAAGUCACAGAAAGACUACGGGUCCUCCCAAAGGCAGACUCAUCACAAAGUUUUGAUCUACCAAAGAGCUCAAGUUCAAAAAGUGCAAAGAACAAAAGGACAAAUGUUAGGCCUGCCAUUGGGGCACAGGGUUAUUACAGUGCUCUAGUGGGUGUGUCACUGAAAUCACACAAAGACUCACAGUUAGAGACUGAACCUGAUAAAGAACAAACAGAGGCAGACAGCAUGGGGCGUAAGAAUGCAGCCAGAAGGAAAGUACGAAAAAACUCUCAGGAGGAUGGAGGGAACAGCCCCCAGGAAAAAAUGUCUCCUAAUGCUCAACCUGUCCCGGAGGGAUUCCCUUCAUCAGAUAACUCAGUGACCAGUCCUCAGGGCAAAAGUCCAAAGACACACAUGGGAGAAUCGUCUGUAAACUCCUCCUCCACACACCACCCCACCUCCCAGACCUCACCUGAAGGAGGGGAAAGUCAGACUUCCUGUCCCGAUACCAUCAAGCAAUUGGACAACUUCCAGGAUUCAAACUCAGUCAUUGCAGACACACUGGUAUGUGUGGUUGAUGUUGGCGCAGACAUGGAGGACGAUGACAGCCUUUACAGAGUAGAAAGGAAGACAGAGACACCAGAGUCCAAACGUAGGAGUAUGAAAGUUUCUCGGAGUGAGGUGAAGUUUUUUCCAAAAAGUGUGCCUUUGAAGUCUUCGCAAAGUCCAGCAGACGACAAACAGGAUUUUAAACCAGCAUUAAAGAAUACCAAUGAAGAAAAGGAUAUGGCCAAAACAGAGAUUGACGCGAGACUACAUGACCUGACGAAAACUGAUGAGGAGCCUAAACCAGUCGUCGGCCGCAUUGCAGAUAAAAUCAACCUCUUUGAGCGGCAGCAUGCAGCAGGGGGUAACAAACAGACCUUCCAAACCCCGCGAAGUGCUGAUACCUCUCCGGUCAGGAAAACCACAGAGAGGCUGAAAGCAGAAUUUGAGUUGUCGGACCAGAGGUCGAGAUCAGCCGAACGUUACAGCACAGCCAGGUCCAGCCCUGCGUCACCUGCCAGAGAGAAACCGUUGACUGUCAAGGAGCGAAUGAGGAACUUUACACAGGCAUCUAAAUCAGAGGCUAAACCAGCACUACCUCAAAAGCCAGCCAUGACUGGAAUGUCUCAAAAGACCACAUCAUCUGUUGCUGCAUCAGAGUUGCCAGAACUGGACAGUCGGGAUAAACUGGAUACUGAAGAGCAGAUAAAGGCAACAGCAAUGUCAGAGAUAAUACGAAAACCAGAUGGACAAGAUUGCAGUACUGUAGGGGUAAAGAUUUCCAUUCAACAACAACCACCAACAGCCCCCAAAACAACAGACACUGUGGCCUCGAACACAACAGAUCAGGGUACGAAACCUAACAGUGUUGAACCAGAUGUCCCAGCUAAAGGAACUGAUGACUCCUCAGAAAUGACCAGCAGUGUUAGACCACAGGCCAAAGGCCCCAGCAGAACAGGCUCCCGCUCUAAAAGAAAGAAAAGUAAAGAGCCUACAAGUCCCAUGAGCCCAAAUAGGGAAAACAAACCUACAAGUAAGUCAGACAUCGCUGCUAUAAAACAAGAGCAGGUGGAUGAUACAGUGGAGCCCGUCUCUCCCGCCAAACAGCUCACUGACAAAGUCUCAUCAUCAUCUGAUAAAGGCCAAGAAAACACAUCAGAAAAACAGUCGCUUUCUGAUACUAGACAGAAAAAUUUUAAAAAGGAAGCGGAAGUAUUAGGAAAAGAGAAGCAGCAGUUAGAUUCUUCAUUUAAAACAGAGAACAGUGACAAACCAGACAACAGACAGGAGGGACUACCUGAACCAUCUGUCAUCAAAGAUGAACCUGAUACUGCUGCUUCUAACCGUGGAACAAAGAAGCCUAUUGACAAGGACCCCGUUAUUUUACCCCAAGAGGAGGAAAAGACAGGGGGACACAGCCUUGUGUUCACACAGUACAGAGAAAAGGCUUCCAAGGACAGCAGUGAAACUUCAGAGUCCUCCCCCUCACCUGCUGUUGACAGGCCUAUUGAGAAGACUCCUUCAGUGGAGCAGGAGUUACCUGUUGAACAGCCCAAAUUAGAUAAAAAAUCAUCAGUGCAGCCUGAAUCAAAAAGUAAAGGAAAAGUAAUCCAGCCCGGUAAAAGAAAAGAAGGGCAAAAAUCGCAACCUCAAAACAAAGACACAAAACCAGUAAAUCUGUCUGAGAGUAAGAAUGUGGAGAAAGAGGAAGGGAGAGAAAAAAAAAAUCAGACUGAGAACAAAGACAAAAAAAAACCACAGCAGCUGCUGCGUUCAGAUAAAAAUACCACAAGUGGCAAGGUUUCAGACAGUGGACAAGGUAUCUCAGGAACAGAGAGAAGUGUUGCUAAGGACGAUGAAAGAAAAAAUGCUGAGAGAAAAGAGCAGCCACAGCCCAUUAAAGACAUAAAACAAGAAGCUAAUCCACUAGAACCAGCCUCUCAGUCAUCAGAAAAGAUCAGUGCAUCAUCAGAGGACCUCCCUGCUCAAACACAGCAUGUCAGUCAGAUGGCGACUGCACAUCCAGAAAAAAAUGCUAUUUGCGCCGUCACUCAGACUAAUGAGGCUGUGAGUCGGACCAAGAGCGAUAAUGGACCUUUGAAGGGAGAGACGACAACAACUGUGCCUCUACAGAAGUCCACAGAAAGCUCUGGAACAGACGCAGAGCCAGUGGUGAGUGCAGCAGAGCCACAGGCUAAUUCUGUAUCAGUGGAAAAAACAGAGAAUUCACCCGAUGACUCACGUACACAUGGAGCUAAUGAUGUUGAGUUCUCCAGCCCAAAGCCUGUUAUCAAAGCAACUACAGCAGCUGAGAAAGUGACUGUAAAAGCUGCUAAUGACACUCCAGUGCCGAUAACUGUACAGACUGAAAAUAAUGCAGAGAACCAAUCAUCUGUUAAAGAGCCUUCUCCUGUUUCAGUCUCUAAAUCUGCGAGCAGCCAGGGAGAAGGGCCGGAUGAUGGGAAAAAAAGUUCAACUGUCAAAACAGUGCCCUCAGAAGAGAAAAUCUCAGGCGAUAUAAGCAAACUCGCUCCUAGCACUUCACUCAAGGGUGCAGAAGAAAUAGCACAAGGCCUUUCUAAUAGAAAUGCUUCUAAAUCCACAGUUAACGUGGCAGAGAACACGGCUGAGAAAACAUUAAGUUCGCAAGUCAAUGAACUCCCACCCGUUGCUAAUGGUGACAUCUCCCCAGAUUCACAACCCCUCACAGUCAAAAAGGAACCGGUCAAUAACAAGCCAAGUGCAACUCCAAAAGCACCCACUUCUCCAGAGGCUAAUAAACUGAGCCCAGACUCAAUCCAACGUUCACCUAUGAAGAAGCUCCAUUUGCCACGGGGACUAAGCAAAGACGAUUCUACAAAACAGCAAGACGCCCCCUCUAGCUGGCUGGAUCUGGACUUUCCCAAACGGAAACCUAAAGUCACAGAGCGCAAACUGAGCUCUUCUGUUAGUGAGAGCAAUCUCCUGGACCCGUCUGGUGAGCUAGAUGAUGAUGAUUUCAUUGAUAAAAUCAAGAAGCUUUGCGCCCCCUUCUCCCUCCCACCACGUAAACACAACCAACUUCGGCCACCUCAGCCCCCCUUUGCCAUGCCAGCUAUCAAGGAGGACCGCUUUGAGAAGACGUUUGACCCUGAGGAGUUUAAGUUUGGCUUGAGGAAGAAGAACCAGUUCACCUUAGACACACCCCCGAGUCUCUUAGCCAAACGAAACGAGACUAAAUCUGGUCUGAAGCCCGCCAGGGCUAGUUUGGCCGAUAGGAGCUUUCUGCUCAGUAGCCUCGACACCGACUCUCGACUCAGGGAUAAAACCUCAGUCAAGGAUGAGGUGGACACCAAGGAGGAGAAAGAUGAUAAGAUCAAGGUGAAGUCUCGCUUGGAGGGGAGCUGUGUCCUCAGCAGCCUCAACUCCUCCAUCAGAGGGAAGAGGAAUGGCGCUCAAACACAGGAAGAAGGCACCAGCUCUGAGGAUGGUACAUCUAGCAAAAGCCCAAAGCUAAGCCCUCCACCUUUAUCCCAGCCACACCCACCAAGCCCGACCACCACAGCACCAAUGAAAGUCACACUGACCAAGCAGAGCUCUGCCCUGAGCGACACAAAGGAAGCUGCAGAGGCUGUGGUCAGUGACUCAGGCCCUCCAUUUCCUUCCUUUAACGACAUCAAGCUGCCAGACUAUUUAGAGAAGUAUCUCCAACAGGAACCAGGAAAACCAGUGGAGAGCACACAAGCACAGGAGCAAGUCAAUAACAAGGUUAUUGGAAAAAUGACAACUCCGGUUUCUGGAGGUGAAGCAGACCUGGCUGUAAAACCAGGUCAACUGCUUCCUGAUGCUGGGCCUUUUCCUGCGAUUCCUCCAUCCACACAGCCUACACUCCCUGAGCAGCCACAGGGGAAACUUCGUAAUCAUAUAAGAACUGCCAGAGGAUUUCACAAGCGCCCUGGAAAGAUGGUGUUGUUUGAGAGGGCUGAUUUCAGUGGCGAAACGUAUAAGAUUUACAGGGACAUAGCAGAUGCUACGUCUCUGCAGCUCUCGCCUCUCAUAUCUGUGAAGGUUGUAAGAGGAUGCUGGGUGCUCUACGAGAAGCCUGACUUCCAGGGACGCUCCAUUGCUUUGGAAGAGGGGGGAAUGGAAUUGACAAAUUUGUGGGAAGAGCCUGAUUCAGAGACAGAACCACACAACAACCCACCAGUGCUGAUUGGCUCUAUUCGACUUGCUGUCUGGGAUUACAGCAUACCCCAUAUUGAUCUGUUUACUGAACCGGAGGGCCACGGAAGAGUAACGCCUUACCACGAUGACACAAUAGAGACAGGCUCAUUUGGCAUCCCAGUGAGCACUGCUUCAAUCCAAGUGCACUCUGGGGUGUGGCUGGUGUUCAGCGACCCAGGUUUCCAGGGCAUGCUAGCUGUGCUGGAGACAGGAGUGUACCCUAUUCCCGAGACCUGGGGCUUUCCGUCACCCUUCGUGGGAUCCCUGAGACCACUUAAAAUGGGUGGUUUCAAAGUGGAGAAUCCCAAUGAAGUCAAGGCUAAGGUGUAUGAAAAGCCUGGCUUUGAGGGCUCCUGUGUGGAAAUCGACAGUGACAUUUUCAGCUUUUCUGAAGAUGAAGAAGACAUUACCGCAGACAGCACAAACCUUGCCUCAAAGAAACUGAAGUCUGUGGGUUCUUUAAAGAUCAUUGGAGGACUCUGGGUAGGCUACAGCCAGCCGGGAUUUGAGGGCCAACAGUACAUCCUGGAGGAAGGAGAGUACCUGGACUGCAGCGAGUGGGGAGGUUCAGAGCAGCUCCUGUCACUGCGGCCAAUACUGGCUGAUUUCAUGUCUCCACACCUCAAAAUGUUCAACAACAGAGAUUUUGACAAGCUGGGAGUGAACAUUGACCUCACAGUGCCUGUUAUUAACAUGGAUGACACAGGCUAUGGCACGAAAACAGAGUCUAUUGAUGUCAUCGGUGGCAUCUGGGUGGUGUUUGAAGAGCCAGGCUUUUGUGGUGAGUCCUACAUCCUGGAGAAAGGCCUGUAUGGAAGCCCAGAGGACUGGGGUGCGCUGCAGCCCAGAGUUGCUUCAGCGAUGCCUGUCAUGCUGGAUGAUUUUGAGCAUGCAGCCAAGUUUAAGGUGCAGAUAUUCUCUGAUCCAGGUUUUCAAGGCUCUGUCCUCACUCUGGAGGACAAUGCGGCCUCCCCGCAGGGCAGCAUAUCUGUGGCGUCUUGUAAGGUUCUGGCUGGCAGCUGGCUGGCAUUUGAAGGCCAGGACUUCACUGGCAGGAUGUACGUGUUAGAAGUGGGGAGCUACCCAGAUCUGAGAGCAAUGGGCUGUGUUAAUGCGAGCUCCUCCAUCCUGUCACUACAGCCUGUUGGCUUUGAGUUCUCACUGCCCUCCAUCGCUCUGUUUGAGCGUGGGGGCCUUCGGGGGAAGAGGGUGGUUCUGACAGACGGAUCAGUCAACCUUCAGCUGGUUGGAGGCUGUAGUAGAGUCCAGUCAGUGCUAGUGGAGGGAGGCAUGUGGGUGUUAUAUGAGGGAGUCAACUAUCGGGGUGCUCAGAUUUUGCUGAAACCUGGUGAGAUUCUCGACUGGCGCAAGUUCAGCGGCUGGCAAAAGAUCGGGUCCCUCCGCCCUCUUAUGCAGAAGCAAAUGCACUUUCGUGUAAGGAACAGACAGACGGGGCUCAUGAUGUCAGUGACCGGCGAUUUAGAUGAUGUCAAACUGCUGCGGAUACAAGAAACAGAGGCAACCGAUGGAUUCGAGCAGAUUUGGUUCUACCACAAUGGACAUCUCCACUGCAAGCUGCUGGAGGAGUGCUGCCUGAGUCCCAGCGGCAGUGUGACCAUGGCAGGAAGCCGUGUCGGUCUCACCCCAGAGCCAGAAAACCAAGUCCACCUGUGGAGCAUCACCCCCGAGGGCUUUAUCCGCUACACCCCCACCUCUGAUCUGGUCCUGGAAGUCAAAGGGGGGCAUCACUAUGACAAAAACCAAGUGAUUCUGAACUCACUUGACCCAAAUAAACCCCAACAAAGGUGGAAUGUGGAGAUUAUCUGACCACCUCCAGGCUGCUGAUGCUGGAUGCUGAUAUUAGCAGAGGCACAGCUCUGCCAGAGGCUUUGUUAUACAGCUGCAUGACAAGUGCUCAAGGACGAGGUACGCCAUGGGAUAUACAAAACCUUUGCCGCGGAUGAACUCUGAAAAACAAAAUUCCAACGUGGAGGUCAACAUGGAGCGCUAUGGAUAGAUCCAUAAGAAUGUACGACUGCCCACUGAACAUGCAAAUAGUGGAGUCUGAACUUGUAAUGCAUAUUUUACACUUCCAGUAAUAUACCCAAAGGUUUGUAUUUUGUCUUUUCAUUGAAUAAAUCUGUUUUCCUGAUGUUAAUUAAGUUAAACAGUGUUAACACAUUUUCAUAUAUUUUUAUGCAAUGUCAUGUUAUACACUAUAUAUUCCAGCUGCAUGCAACAAGAGGAAACACAAGUCUUGUUUUCAAAAUAAAAGUAUUUUUAUGAAUACA
Messenger RNA from Seriola aureovittata, 8422 nucleotides. RefSeq names its product beta/gamma crystallin domain-containing protein 1-like. Bases 720 to 7958 code for a protein of 2412 amino acids. The transcript has 23 exons. Lineage: Eukaryota; Metazoa; Chordata; Actinopteri; Carangiformes; Carangidae. The record is from RefSeq and is a predicted model, not a curated record.